Molecule: messenger RNA, 847 nt
Organism: Ichthyophthirius multifiliis
Lineage: Eukaryota; Ciliophora; Oligohymenophorea; Hymenostomatida
Exons: 1
Source: RefSeq, a predicted model, not a curated record
AAACCCAAAUUAACUUAAGUAUUCUAUUCAAGCCCAAAACUAACUAAAACAUAGCAUUUUUCUUCAAAAACCUAAAUAUUUAACGAAGUAUUAUUCUGUUCUUAAUUUUAAUUUUCAAAUGAAAUUUAAAUUUCUUCACUUUUAACUAUACUAAAAGAAUGAACAUCAAUAAUUUUAAAAAAAAUUGUAUUUUUUUUAACUCCAAAUAUAAUAAAAUCAUUCUAAUUAAUUUUUUCGACUUUAAUUUUCCCUUAAAAAGUUAAUUCUGGAAUAUUUUUAGGUAAAUAUUAUUCUGAAUUUAGUAGAUUUUAUUUAUCAAUAGCCUAAAUUUAAUAUGUUUUUUCCUCAUCUUUAUCUUAAUAAUUAUUCGAAAAUAAAAAAAUUAAUUAAUUCUAAAAUUCAAGAAUUUUCUUUAAAAAAAACUCAAAAGGAAUCCAUAAAUUAACUAACUCUAAAACAUUAUGUAAAUUAAAAAUUUUUAUUCUACAAUAGCUAUCCGCUAAUAUCAAAUAAUCUUAAUUCUUUUCUAAAUGGACACCCUAAAAGCCCUUUUAAAUAACCAAAUUAUUCGAAUUUUCAUAUGUAGGUAGUAAGUCUCCUUCUUAUUUUAAUAUUUUUUCCAUUCCAAAACUAUAAAUAUCACCAUAUUUAUCUGUCACAUAUAUUUUUUCUGUAUAUAAAGAAUAAAAUGCAUGAGUUACUUUUUUUGGAAGACUAGCUUAUUUUAAUAAAUUUAAAUUGUUAGAAUGUUCAUCUUUGGUGAAUAUUUUGACUUAUUUAUCAUGAGAUGCUGUAUAAAAAUAAUCUUUUUGAGCAUAUUUAAAUGACCCAAAGCAUUUUAUUUUAU